AUGCAAAUGCCUCUUCGGAUUGCUAUUCUGGAAUGCGAUACCCCGCUCCGGAAUACCCAUAGCCAAUACAACGGGUAUAGAGAGAUCUUCAAAGAACUACUACACAGCAGUUUAGAAAUAUUGAACCAUCCUGACCAAUUGUUACCGGAGAAUGCAUUGGAUAUCUCCGGAUGGGAUGUAUAUCGCAGCCAGGAAUAUCCGAAGUUGGAGGAUAUUGAUGCCGUUCUUCUCACCGGGUCGAAGUUCAGUCCCUAUGAUGAUGAGCCAUGGAUCAAUCAACUACUGGGAUUCCUGCACAAAGUCUUAGCACAAGAUCGAGUUCGUAUUGUUGCAGCUUGCUUCGGACACCAGAUUGUUGGUCGGGCGCUAGGAGCCAAGGUCGGACGACAUGAUAAAGGCUGGGAGAUAGCUGUCUGCGAUAUAGAUUUGACAGAUAAGGGCAAGGAAGUGUUUCGAUUGGAGAAGAUUCGAGUCCAGGAAUCACACAAGGAUGCUGUUUUCAACUGCCCACCUGGUAUUACGGUAUUGGGUUCUUCCCCACAUUGCGAGGUUCAGGUGUUGUAUGCUCCGCGUCGCCUUCUGACUGUCCAAGGUCACCCAGAAUACAACAAAGAUGCUUUGGUAGAAAUAAUUAGCCACCAUGCCCGGAAAGGUACUUUCGAUGAAGAUCAGGCACAGGAAGCCUUAAGCAGGGCGGGCAAGGAGCAUGACGGGAUUGCGAUCGGGGCAGCAUUCCUGCGAUUCCUACUGGAGGAUUAG
Molecule: messenger RNA, 759 nt
Organism: Penicillium pulvis
Lineage: Eukaryota; Fungi; Ascomycota; Eurotiomycetes; Eurotiales; Aspergillaceae
Product: type 1 glutamine amidotransferase
Exons: 3
Coding region: 1-759 (252 amino acids)
Cellular component (GO): cytosol; nucleus
Source: RefSeq, a predicted model, not a curated record